Messenger RNA from Oikopleura dioica, 849 nucleotides. The record is from the annotation of a GenBank genome assembly. Lineage: Eukaryota; Metazoa; Chordata; Appendicularia; Copelata; Oikopleuridae.
AUGUCCCGAAACAGCGAAUCUGGCUACUCCUCCGAUGAAAACAUCGUCUCUCCUCAAGAACAGAUCGCCAAAGACCAGCGAAGAUUCGCCAAGACUUACGAAGUCGAGGAAGAAAUGAUGAAAUCUGCCAACGGGAUCAUCUACACAGGCUUCCAUCACAAGACCGAGCAGCGAGUCGUCAUCAAGCAGAUUCCACGAAACAAGAUCUCCGAGUUCAAGCAAGUUCAAAACCGACCCGUCCCGAGCGAAAUCUACUACCAUUUCAAGGCAGCCCAAGCUUCCAACUUCGUCGUGGCUCCUCUUGAUUGGUACGAACGGCGAUCUUCCUUCGUCCUUGUCAUGGAGCGCCUCGAUGGCUACGUCGACCUCUUCGAAUUCGCCAACAAGAACGGGGCAAUCAACGAGGAAGCGGUCCGCAUCAUUGCCGGCCAGUUGAUCACCUGCUGCAUGGAACUCGCCCGCGCCGGCAUCUGCCACCGCGACAUCAAAGACGAGAACAUCCUUAUCAACCCAGAGACCCUCGAGAUCCGCCUGAUCGACUUCGGAUGUGCUAGCCGCGACGGAGCCUGCUACACAACUGCACGUGGAACUCCAAACUACUGGCCCAUCGAAUUCUUCCAGAACCGUCUUCUCAGCGCGGAGCCACUCACUGUCUGGAGCAUCGGAGCUGUCAUCUACAUUCUUCUUACCGGAAACUGGCAGACCGAUGGACGAGGCCAGAUGCAGCGAAACUUUCUCGCCGAGCGCAGCCUUUCUCCCUUCACAGUCGCCCUCAUUGACCGGAUGUUCUGCCCUGACCCAAUGUCUCGAAUCACGAUGGAAGAAAUCAUCGCUUCUGGAUGGUGCUAG